Messenger RNA from Pecten maximus, 2425 nucleotides. Its product is annotated as E3 ubiquitin-protein ligase MGRN1-like. Bases 107 to 2050 code for a protein of 647 amino acids. Gene Ontology annotation, molecular function: ubiquitin protein ligase activity. Gene Ontology annotation, biological process: protein ubiquitination. Lineage: Eukaryota; Metazoa; Mollusca; Bivalvia; Pectinida; Pectinidae. Gene Ontology annotation, cellular component: cytoplasm. The transcript is spliced from 14 exons. The record is from RefSeq and is a predicted model, not a curated record.
UCAUACACACGGAAGUGGAUAGGGACCACAACAUACAUACGCCAUUUUGACAAGUUAUUGAGAAAAGACGAUCGAAACUGGUGUUUUUGCACGCCAUCGGUAAAAGAUGGGUGCCUUAACCAGUAGAAACAAUGAUGGAGUAGAAGAAGUCGACUAUGCUUCAAACAAUGCAUAUCGCUAUCCUCCAAAAUUGGGUAACUAUUUUGGUACUCACUUCAUUAUGGGCGGAGAAAGAUUUGAUAUGAGUCAACCUGAGGCAUAUUUGUUUGGAGAAAAUUCUGACCUGAAUUUUCUUGGGAGUAAACCAAUACCUUUCCCAUAUCCUCCACCUACUGGCAAUGAGCCCACAAAGACACUGAAGAGCCUCGUCAACAUCAGGAAGGACUCACUCCGCUUUGUCAGAGUAGAGGAAGCUGAUGCUGCUCAACUGCCUGAGGAUGGGAAGACCCGAUCGGGCUGUAGAUACAACAUUGAGUUCACGUUUGACUGUGAUGUAAGAUGUGCUAUCACCAUCUACUACUUUGCCUCGGAGGAAAUCAGCAAUGGUCAACUCAUAUAUCGCCCACGGGAUCCAACAAUGAACUCGGAGACAUUCCACUACAAAAGAGGAGUCAACCAAGUCUUCUCUCAGCCCACUCACAUCAUUGACCCCAACAAGUUUGUGGAUGAUGAGUGGCUGUUUGACCCAGUGAAGGAGACGAUUCCUGUAGUGAUCCACGCUGUUGUAGAAGAUGAUGAUCACUCCAACCAUGCCCACAUGACAUUUGCUAUGGUGGAGAGAAGCUCUGUGGAUGGCAGUUACAUGAUCAAACCACUCAAACAGAAACAGUUCGUAGAUGGACUGCCUUAUCUGCUGCAAGAAAUUUAUGGAAUAGAGAACAAACAGACUGACCGCUCAAAGAUUGACCCUGAUGACGACCUUGAGGACAGUGGAGCAGAAUGUGUGAUCUGUAUGUCGGAUAUGAGGGACACGCUGAUCUUGCCAUGUCGUCACUUGUGUCUAUGUAGUACGUGUGCCGAGUCCCUCCGAUACCAAGCCAGCAGCUGUCCAAUCUGUCGUUCACCUUUCAGGGCCCUCCUCCAGAUCAGGGCCAUGAGGAAGAAGCAGUCCGUGCCCCUCCAUCAGACUGAAGGCAAUGAUGAGAACCCUGUCAGUCAGGAGGGUGUACCUCCAGGUUAUGAGGCUGUCUCUCUCAUUGAAGCCCUCAAUGGUCCUUGUAACCAGUUCUUCCCUGCUCCAGGUGAUGGGUUCCCUGUGUCUAUGAGGAUGAUGCAGCCAGGAGACUUGGACACUUACCACAGGGAAAAGAAACGGUCAUCAAAAAGGAAUGUGAUUGCAGUGGACUCGGCCAAAGACACUCAGCAGAAUGUGGUGUUCCGAGCAGACGACAAGAAGAUGCUGGAGGAAGAGGAACGAGAGACCCAAGACCAACCUCAGGUUGUCAUGAUGGCCCAAUCAGAGCAGGCCAAGUCUCCAAAGAAGAAGGAUCUCAAUAAACCCAUGUAUGAUGAAAGUUCAGACGAGAUGAAAGUGUCUAAAGAUGGUGACUCCCAGGAUAAAAAGGACCUACAGGUAUAUGACCUUGGGGAAUCCGAGGCCGACAGUGACUAUGAGCUGAAGCCUAUCCAGGUAAAGCAGAGUCACCUGUCUGCGGAGGACCUCGCUGACGAUGAGAGAGAAGAUAGUUCAGAGGCUGAACCAGAACCCGAUCCUGACUAUGACAAUGCCAUCAACAAUGAAACAGAAAGGAGCCAGGACGAGGAAAGUGGGGACGAAUGCACACCAUCAAGGGCUUCAAGUCAGCUAGAAGUGGGUCAUGCUAGGGACUACGAGGACCGAAGGGUGACGUACAUCAAAGGACUUAGUAGGAGUGCAAAUGAGGUGAACACAGACAGUGAUGGGUACACACCUCUCCAUGUGAGGAACAGUUUGUCCUUACCUGUAGCCUCCAGUAGUAGUACAGAGGUGUCUAGCUUUGGCAGUGCUAGCAGUUCCCAAGGACUUCUCCCCUCCGACUUAGUGUCUGACGAUGACAAACUUGAUCUGUGAUUCUAGAUACAUUAACUCUCUACUGUUAGCCAAAGAUGGGACUGUGGUUGUAGUUCAAAAUUUCUGUAAUUUAUGAUAAUCCUUGGUUUUAAACUUUGGUAUCUGUUUAAAGAAAUCAGAGUAGUCUAGUUCACCAGUUCCCUGUGUUGGGCAGGUGUUGUGGUUCACCAGUUCCCUGUGUUGGGCAGGUGUCAUGGUUCAACAGUUCCCUGUGUUGGGUAAGUGUUGUGGUUCACCAGUUCCCUGUGUUGGGAAGGUGUUAUUAUUCACAAGUUCCCUGUAUUGGGCAGGUGUCAUUGUUCGCCAGUUCCGUGUGUUGGUCAGGUGUCAUGGUUCACCAGUUCCCUGUGUUGGGCAGGUGUCAUGGUUCAACAG